Molecule: messenger RNA, 801 nt
Organism: Colletotrichum higginsianum IMI 349063
Lineage: Eukaryota; Fungi; Ascomycota; Sordariomycetes; Glomerellales; Glomerellaceae
Exons: 1
Coding region: 1-801 (266 amino acids)
Source: RefSeq, a predicted model, not a curated record
AUGGACGACCAAGACAUCGCCGCCGAGAUCGACCCCGAGAUGGCCGCCUUCAUGGGCUUCGCCUCCUUCGGCACCCAGCCCGCCGCCAAAAAGCGCAAGUACAACCACCGAACCGACGCCGUCUCCGACGCCGACACCGAUGCCGGCCACGCCCCCACCCGCACCUCCGCCACAGGCGCGAACCAGACCGCCCUCGCCGCCCGCACGCCGCGUGCUGUUUCGACCGAGAACCCCGCUGCGCCACCGCCGGCCAACACGGAUGAGAUAGCCCUCGACGACGACGACGACGUCGCCGUCGUCGAUGCCGACAGACCGUCUGCUGCGGAAGACCAAGAUCUCGAAGACGGCGGCGCCAGGAUCUACUCGGAUCCCUCCAUCGCUCCCGCCCUCGCCCAUGCCCAGAGCCUCAUCGACGAACUGUCCACCCGCGCUGGCGACGGCGACGCAGCCGCUCCGUCGGAAGAAUCCGCCACCCCCGCACCCAUCACUCUCCCCUCCUCCUCCUCCGCGGCGCUGCCCCGACGCCCCGACGCGUCGUGGGGCAAGGAGAUGGGGUCCGUCCCGACGACGAUGCCCACGAGGGAGCGGCCCGCGCAGGCGCAGGCUGCCGACCAUCAGCCCCGUGGCGGUGGUGGUGGUGGUGGACACUACCAGCAACAUCAGGGGAAAGACGGGAAGCCCUGGUGGGAGGGCUACUACGACCGCGCAUCCAACGAGAACCCGUGGGAUAGGCUCGAGAAGAAGGCCGGUGUCCAGUCGAGGGGGUCUUGGGUGCCUCGGGGCCAGGCUCAGACGGCCUGA